This is a messenger RNA of Raphanus sativus (radish), 656 nucleotides long. Its product is annotated as elicitor peptide 5. The record is from RefSeq and is a predicted model, not a curated record. Gene Ontology annotation, biological process: innate immune response. The transcript has 2 exons. Bases 308 to 565 code for a protein of 85 amino acids. Lineage: Eukaryota; Viridiplantae; Streptophyta; Magnoliopsida; Brassicales; Brassicaceae.
AUGAGUUCGGGUAUCUGAUUAAAUACCUAUCCCUAAGACUAUCCAUAAACCGGAUUCGGUGGAUACUGGAUUGCUUAUCGGACCUAUCAAUUUUUUUUUUGGAUUUUUUCUAGCAGCUUCUACAAAGACAGAGACGGCCACUGCAUAGAAACGAGGAGCAAAAACUGAAACAAGAUUGAAUUGGAAUCUAUCUUUACUGCUUUUUAGUCGCAUCUAGAAGAAUGAUUAAUCUUUUGGUCUUUUUGUAGAAAGGACGAUUUGGUCAUAAAGUCACAAAGAGGGGAAAUUAAUUAAAGACACAGAGAAGAUGCGUAAAGAGAGGGAUAACAAAAGACAUAGGCGCAAGCCCAUCACUCAAACUGUGAUGGCUUUCCUAGAGUGUCUGAAUCUCAGACGAUCAUCUUCUUCUUCAGACGCAGUUAAAGCUAAAUCAAGAAAUGAGAAGGAAGAAGAAGCUUCACAUGUUAAAACUACAGCGAGGAGUCUCAACGUGGCAAGUAAACGGACAAGGAAACCGAUGGUGAGCUCGGGGAAAAGAGGUGGAGUUAACAAGUACGACAUGUAGCUAUAGUCUUUCUUAACUUUGUUAUGAUGUAGAAUUAAAUACUCUUGUUUACCAAUAACACUAAAAGAAACUUGAUGCACGUCUUAUGAUU